AUGUCUGCAGAACCUGCUGCUCUGCGUCGCACUCGUCCAUCUAACGCCAACAAGCAUCCUGGUGAGAUUGUCCUUCGGGCAAAAGUCCAUCGACGUACUGCAGAGGAGAUAGCCGUUGCUAAAGCCGCAGAAGCCGAAAAGGCUACAGCCGCUCAGGUAGGCAUCCAGCGCUUGGCUAGGAUGGAGCUCGCCAUGGAGGAGAAGCAGGUCAACUCAGCGACCAAGAAGGCCAGACCAGUGCGACCUCCUCCAAAAGGAAAGUCCAAGGCUAAUAAGGCUGUCUCUGAAAAAGAGAAAAGCCUUUCAGUAGUUGCCAAUGAUGAGGCUCAGGGAGGACUCACUGAGAAUGCAGCGCUGGAGCAAGGUCUCAACGACGGUCCUAGUAAGAGGAAGAAGAAGAAGGGGAUCAGAGAAUCCAUCAAUCGCGCACGCCAUGAGAUUAAUAGUACUUCUCACCAUGAUGGCGGCGGUGAUAGCAAGGGGCCAACACGUGCUGAUAAAGGAAAAUCUACACUUUUCUUCCUAAAUCUAACUUCUAAUCGCACCGGCAGAAACCCUAACUUCACACUCAGCGGGAAGAUCCAGAACUGGAUCUCUGGUGUUGACAAACCCUCAAAGCCUCACACGCCGGCAACUCAGACCUCCAACUCAGUUCCCCCUUCCACUGUCUUCACGCACCUCACAGAGACUUCCCAAGUCACUAUCGAGAGCACUACCUCGGCUGGGACCGGUGGGAAAUCCGGUGGUGCCCUUGUUGGAGGCUUUGAUGAUGAAGAGCCAGAGGAUGAUUCUUUGGAACGCCAGGUUGCUCAGUCAAUGGACAAGAAAGGCAGGGAGGCCGUGACUACCAUCGCACUCACACUCGAUGACUCAGACAAUAGUCUAUACGAUGAUGGGCCUACUAGGGCUCCAUUCACUCAAAGUAGCGAGGCACGGCCAGUGCCUCACCCCAGGCCUGUCCCCAAAAGGAAGGCGGAUGAAAUCCUGGAGGUUUCAUCUGAUAGCGAAUUCGAAGACGUCAGCGAGGCUGCUGGAAGUGACAACGACCUACUAUCGGAUAUCGACGGUGACGACUUUUCGAUGGAUGUUGAUCCACGCCAAUCAGACCUCAAGCUGACGACAUCCCAACCUGUGGUCAAGCAAGGUCCUGCCGACACGGGAGUGCUCAUGAGAAUGCUGUCAAAGCCAGAGAAAGCUUGCCGCACUACAAAUUCGACAUCCGUCAAAACUGUAGACACGAACACUCCAGCAGCCAAGAAGGUGAAGACAGAACCGAUCACAGCGCCAAUCAGUGCUACUCCUGCACAGGCCCAGCCUGAAGUCCAAUUUGACACACCUGCGAAAUCAGUAAAGCCCCGAGCGCAAUACCGGACCACCGACCUACCUGCGCCAGUCCAGGCAGACCAGCGCUGGGCCAAGAAAUUCUGCCCGACUGUGAUCUUGUGGAUGGGGAGUCUCGAAGACGACCUUGUUUGGACCAUCACAGAUGUGAAGUUACUCGAGCACGUUCAAAUUAUAUUUGAUGCAGUGUACCCAGAGCUCAGCCUUAAAGUGGUUCAGAAUGGUACCGUUCAACGCCUCUCUGAAUGGCGUAGUACCUUCGGCUCAACAGCCAUUGCACUCGUCAUCGAUUUCUUGCUAACCAACCAAGACUGUGACCCGCAGGUUCUCUCACGCCUCCUCUUGAAGGAUUACGCCUUCCUCUUCGCAGACAUGGACCUACGUGAUCCCCUUGGAGUGUACCAUUCCGCCUUCAUGCUUCAACUCUUCGGAAAGGCGCACCUUGCCUCCAUCGGUGGCCACGCCAACAUCCCCGCACUAAAGACUCACACCUUAGCAACAAGUGGAAUGGUAGGCGCCUUCUCACUUUGUGCCGCAGCUCUCGAGCGCGCUGUUGAAAUGAUCGCCGUGGGUGAUAUCAAGGCCGAGGAUAUUUUAGCUGCAACUUCAUCCACCAAGAUCAGUGUUAAGCUGCCGAAAGUCCUCAACAAGGCCACUGGAAAGGAGACCAGCAUCCCCUUUCUGUUCUCGCGCGAUAGGUGUGCCAAGAAGACGAAGAACUACGCCAGGUCCAUCAAGAAGAAGGGAGCGGCCUUCGUAACAUCUUUGACGGAGAUCGCACGUUCAGCAUGGAAGGAAAAUGUCUGGCCCGCGGACUCAACUGUCACAGAUGACGAGUCUGAUGACGAACGUGCCUUGCUGUGUAUCUAUAAUUUGACGGCACCACGUCCACGCGCUGCUACUCCUGCUGGUAACCAUUUUACUAUACUCCUUUUCUCUGCUCUGAACCCCGUCCAGAUUUCGCCUCGAGCGUCUUCAAGGCCGUCUUCGUCACUCUCGUGCACUGCUUCAAGUUUGCUCUUUGCUGUCAUCAUUUGUGUCUUGCCACUCGUUUUUUAG
Messenger RNA from Suillus plorans, 2400 nucleotides. RefSeq lists its product as uncharacterized. The transcript is spliced from 7 exons. Lineage: Eukaryota; Fungi; Basidiomycota; Agaricomycetes; Boletales; Suillaceae. Bases 1 to 2400 code for a protein of 799 amino acids. The record is from RefSeq and is a predicted model, not a curated record.